Molecule: messenger RNA, 801 nt
Organism: Lactuca sativa (garden lettuce)
Lineage: Eukaryota; Viridiplantae; Streptophyta; Magnoliopsida; Asterales; Asteraceae
Product: SKP1-like protein 1A
Biological process (GO): ubiquitin-dependent protein catabolic process
Source: RefSeq, a predicted model, not a curated record
GCACAUCAAUUGUUACCCAUCGGCCUUCUCGCCAUCAAAUUCUAUCCGUUUCUAGGGUUAGGGUUUCCUUCAUCCCCAAAAUUUCCCAGGCUUUCUGAAUUCCGGCCGAUCAAUACACCAUGUCUUCAUCAUCUAAGGUUAUUGUUUUGAAAAGUUCCGAUGGAGAAACCUUCGAGGUUGAAGAAGCGGUGGCGUUGGAGUCACAGACGAUUAAGCAUAUGAUUGAAGAUGACUGUGCCGACACUAGUAUCCCUCUUCCCAACGUCACAAGCAAGAUCCUGUCAAAGGUUAUUGAGUACUGUAAGAAGCAUGUGGAGACACCGAAGACCGACGAUAAGGCAGCUGAGGACGAUCUGAAAUCGUUUGAUGCCGAGUUUGUUAAAGUGGAUCAGGGGACUCUAUUCGAUCUCAUUUUGGCUGCUAACUAUCUGAACAUAAAGAGCUUGUUGGAUCUGACAUGCCAAACAGUUGCAGACAUGAUAAAGGGAAAGACACCUGAAGAGAUCCGCAAAACAUUCAACAUCAAGAAUGAUUUCACCCCUGAAGAAGAGGAAGAGGUUCGUAGAGAGAAUGCAUGGGCAUUUGAGUAAUAAUUUUAAUAAUAAUGAAUGGUAGUAGUAAAAGUAGUAUAUAACGUUGGGUUGGGUUCUUUUUGCUUUUGUUUAGAAAAGAUUCAGAACAUCCUUAAUGUGGUCUGUUUGAAUUCUGCUGUUUUUCUUGUCUUAUCUUUCUUUCUGCCACUUUGUUUGGAGGAUAUGAAACUUGGUUUCUUAAUUUUUAUGGUGGGAUGCUUUUUCUUUC